This is a messenger RNA of Leptonychotes weddellii (Weddell seal), 3594 nucleotides long. Lineage: Eukaryota; Metazoa; Chordata; Mammalia; Carnivora; Phocidae. The record is from RefSeq and is a predicted model, not a curated record.
AGGCCUUAAUUUCCCACUUUUACCCGUGGUGGUCGGCCUGACUCCAUGACCAUGUGUUAUAUCCCCUCAAUUUUAUACCUUCCUUACGGUAAAAUAUAAAUUCCCCUAACAUUUUCAGUGAAUUUCACCAAAUAAAACGAUCUGAUGUGUGUGCAUGUGUUUUUUACAGAAUAUAUUACCACUUUCUACAACUGAUUUCUCUUCUCUUAAACUUGGACCACAGGCUCUUUUCUACAUUUUUAAAGCGCCGUGUUGCUCUUCCUGAAAUGAGUUUGGUGCUUAGAAAUCUGCAGCGAGCUGUGCCCAUCAGGAGGGCGCCCCUUCGCAAGAAGAUGGAGAUUGUGAGGAGUAUAUUAGGGGUGCAGAAAUUCGACCUGGGGAUCAUCUGUGUUGACAACAAGAAUAUUCAGCACAUCAAUAGAAUCUACAGAGAGAAAAACAUCCCAACUGAUGUGCUUUCCUUUCCAUUUCAUGAGAAUAUAAAAGCAGGGGAACUUCCCCAGCCUGAUUUUCAAGAUGACUACAAUUUGGGUGACAUUUUCCUAGGAGUGGAGUAUAUCUUCCAGCAGUGCAAAGGAGAUGAGGACUACUAUGACAUCCUUACUGUGACUGCCACCCAUGGGCUCUGUCACCUGCUGGGCUUCACACACAGCACAGAGGCGGAGUGGCAGGAGGUAGGAGCUGUCCUCCGGGCCUCCAGCACAGAGGGUGCAGUGCCCCAUGCGCCAGGUGCCCAGGAACCAGGGCUGCCUGAGCUGUCCCUGCAAUGUACCAGAAGGAGAAGCAGGUUCUCGAGGAGCUGAGCCGGCGCACCGGGACCAGGCUCCAGCCUCUGAGCAGAGGCCUCUUCUGAUGAUGCUGGAGGCCCAGCAGCCGGGUGGCACCCAAGGAAUUCUCCAGAGCACAGAGACACCAUGUGAACAGCAGAUAGACCCUCCCUUUCAGGCCCUGAGGACCAGGGACUCCACCAAACUGAGGGCCCUGCUGGUCACUGCUGCUCUGUGGGGCCACAGGAGUGACACAGACUCAGGGGCAAAAUUACACAAGUGGAACCUGACUGUUUUGUGAAAGUAUAAAAGAAAUGUGCAUUCCUUUCUUCAUUUAGAACCUAGCAAACAUAUUUUCAGUAUUGCAGAUAAAGUAGUUCUAAGCUCUUAGGAUGCAGAGUUGGAGCACAGGACCUUCAUCCCUUGGGGUUCUGCCUGUGGCCAGAGCAUUUGUCUCUCCUGCCUCUGCAGCCUGCUCCGGAGAAUAGAACAGGCAGCCCAGGGUUCCUCCUUCCUACAGGAACACCGUUGGCUUCAGUCUCCACCUACCCUCAAGAGCACUGUGACCUGGAACCUUCGCUUGGUGCCUUUAUGAGGGAGGGACAAGGCUGACCCUUAGGGUGGCUGCAAGGCCCAGGACAGCCUCAGCCAGGUGACCCACAGCGGACAUCUCCUGCCCGUCCCAGCUCCCGAGGCAGGCACAGCCCCUGGUCAGGGGUUUGCUUGUGGACCCUACCUAAGUCUUCCUUCCCGUGGCUGGAGUCCUAGAACCCUGGAUCCCCCUGUCCACCCGCUGAGCUACGUCUCCUGGCUGCAGGAGGCGCCCUGAGCUCCAACUGCUGCAUCCCAUCCUCUUUGCCGUCAGUGUUUCCUGCCUUUUCUUCUGAUGCUGAAGUAAACGCAGGAGGCAUCACAGAGACUUACCCAAGCUGUUUCUGGGCCCAGGGCAUCACGGGAGCAGGCCACACGCGCUGAGCCGACCCCAGGCCUCCCAGGUGCUGGCAGUGGAGUCAGCAGCACCCCGAAUUCUGCCAGGGAGCUCUGAAGAGGUCACGGCAAUGAAACGCAGCCUCUCAGAGACUCUGUGGUCCUAAAAGCAGGGAUACUACAAUUCUGAGAAUCUGGUUUCUCCCAUGAAUCCACUUGAAAGACAUGAAAAUGCAUUUCCCACUGGAUUUAUCGUCAGCCUGGACUUUCCCAGGCCCUCGGGGACACAGAAUUGGGCUUGUGGCACUCCUGAAGCCUUGGGUAUGCAUGCCUGCUUACAGUGAAGCGCGUUCUCGGCAGAAAGUCUCAGCAAAGACCAAAGGUGACCCUGCAAAGCUCUUGGCUCUGCAGUUCUUUUUAAGAGACUGAAGGGAUCCCGAGACCUGCUACGCCUGUCAGCAGGAAUUUCGGACAUCCCCCAUGCCUCUCUGGUCAUGUCGGGGGCACAGGCAGAGUUCUCCCUGGGUAUGGGCCUCAGAGCAGAAUGGCUGGGGGGCUAGGGGUGGGGUAUCCAGCUUUAUCAGGCAAUGCAUAGUGCUUCCAAAGGACCUGAUUACUUGUCCCCCCCUGCAGCCCAUAGCAGUGACCCUGGGAUCCAGACCCCAACCCCCAUGCACCCUGACCCCUCCCUUGAUCACGUAUCCACUGAGGCUGUCCUGCAUUUCUCAUCACCAUUGCAUCCCCUCCACUGUAACUGCUUGUCUUAUGCUCAGUUUCCUUUUUUAUUUUUUAAGAUUUAUUGGGGGUGGAGGAACAGAGAGAGAGAGAGAGAAUCCCAAGCCGACUCCCCACUGAGCAAGGAGCCCAACCGACAACGGAUGACAUGGCCUCAGCCUCAUCACCCUGAGAUCAUGCCCUGAGCCAAAAUCAAAAGCUGGCCACGUAACCGACUGAGCCACCCAGGUGUCCCUCAUGCUCAUUUUUCUAUCGAUUUUUCUUUUUUAUGGAUUCAGAGGGGUUCUUACAUACAUUGAACACAACAGAGCACGUCAGGCAGUGUCCGUCUGACCUAAAUCUAAGAAAAGUCCUCCCCACCCAGCCAUGGAGCUCUGCCUUGGCUAUUUGAUUCCACCUGUCACUUCUGUCCGCCCCGACCUGGCUACCAUGCCCCGGUUCCAGAGCUUCUGCAAACCCAGCCUCUGCCAGGGUUGGUCCCUCCUCCUGCUCCAGGGGUCCCUUGGGUUCCUUGGCCCUCUACACUCCUGUGUGUAUUCAGAAAUGCAGUUAAUCUACCUCAGGCCUACGUGAGGAAGCCCCCAUAAAUCCCAACAGCACGGGGUUCAGAGAGCUUCCAGGGGGGUGCACACGUCCACACGGUGAGGGUGACGCACCCCACGGGACAGAAGUUCCUGUGCUCGCGACCCUCCCAGACCCACUCCACCCCUUAUCACCCCCUUAAAUAGACUGGUUAAUGUCAGUAAGGGUUGCCUGAGUUCUGUGAGCCGCUCUAACAAACUAAUCAAACCCGAAAAGGGGGUCAUGGGAACCUCUGCUCCCUGACCCAGUAGGUCAGAAGCACAGGGGACAACCUGAAUUUGCGGCUGGCACGGGGGAGUCUCAUGGGACUGAGUCUUUACAUGGGUGAAUGGUGUCAGAACUGAGUGUGGCUGCAGGACACCCAGCUGAUGUCAGAAUUAGCGACUAGAAGUGAUAGAAGGGUCUGUUCUAUGUGCGAGUAAAGGAGAUUCGCAGAGAAAACCUGGGUUUUCCUUACUCAGGACGCAGACAAAACAGUUUUUCCAAUUUAUUAGGCCAUCCCAAGAUAACCAACUUCCGCCAAAUUUAUUCCCUGUAUUGAACUAACAAUUAUGUUGAGAAAUAAAACCAAACAGGAAAACCA